AUUGUCCACAGUUCUUCGUUCCAUUUCACUCACACGUUCUGUUUUUUUCGAUUUUCUCGCAUUUUCCGCGGUUUUUCCCAUCUGGGUGAAUUUUUCAAAACUCAGGAAAGCAAACGGCAUCGAAAACUGAAAAAAUUAAAAUUUUGAGAUAAUAUAAAAAGCCAAAAAACGCAAAAAAGGUAGCCUAAAUUCAGGGGCAGCAUUCCCUAUCGGUCUUUUUCUCAUUUUUUCUCUUUCGCACUUCGUGACGUCAUAGAAUAUCGCCUGCUCAAUCAACAGAAGCCGUAUGUGUACCAGCUGAGAUGUGUUGAGACACUAGUGGAUUUAGUGGACGAUAUACAUAUGUCAAUCAGAUUAUUCUGGAAUUUACUUUUAUUUCGGAAUUUUUAGUUUUAUUUGUACGAUAAAAUGGAUCAAGACAAAUCCAGUAGCAAUAGUUCCUUUGAGGAUUUAACCAAUACUGCGGCUGAAUUGGAGAAAAUGCCCGAGAAGACGGAAGAAGAGAAGAAAUCACAGCAGGAAGAUAUCAUGGACAUUUUGGGAAAUGGGCAGCUUACCAAGAAGAUCCUCGUCAAGGGGCGAGAGGAGCCAAAACCCCUCACUGGAGAUAUCUGUAGGAUCACAUUUGAAGGGAAACUCGAAGAUGGAACAGUGGUGGAGAAGGAGGAAGGUUUCCUGCUCAAUGUUGGAGAGCAUGAGGUUUGUCAGGGUCUUGAUAUGUCCCUGGCCCUCAUGUAUCCGGGGGAAAAGGCUGAAGUAAAGGUGAAUCCUCGAUUUGCUUAUGGCGCUCUUGGGUUGAAAAAUGAAAAAGAUCCAUCCAGGGACAUCCCACCAGACGCAACGAUUACCUACACAGUUGAGCUUAUCUCCUGUGAACCCGAAGACGAAUCCCAAACCAAGACAUUUGAGAAUCGCAAGAAAAUUGGGACACGGAAGAGAGAACGCGGGAAUUUCUGGUACAAUCGUGCGGAAUACAACAUAGCUAUUCAGCUGUAUAGGCGUGCCCUUGAAUAUUUGGAUGACUCAGACGGCCCCGCAGAGACAACUCUUGAAUCCUUCACAACAUCCGAGCUCCAGGAACUUCUAGAAUUGCGAAUUUUUGUCUACAAUAACCUCGCAGCGGCUCAGACAAAGAUUCAAGCCUACGACGUUGCUCUCAAGUCAAUUGAAAAUGUCCUACGGGUGCAGUCAAAUAAUGUCAAGGCGCUCUAUCGCAAAGGGAAGAUCCUAGAGGCACAGGGUGACACGAGUGGGGCUAUUUCAAUUUUCCAAAAAGCCGCCACACUAGAUCCCGAAAAUAAAUCCUUUCAAACAGAGCUGGGAAAAUUAAUUCUCAAGCGCAGUCGGGAGGCACGCAAUGAGAAGGAUCUGUACCAGAAAAUGUUGGGGCAAGCCCAGAAGCUGGAACAGAGGGACAAUAGAAAGGCAGAAACGCGCAUGCCGCCAAAUUGGCGACCGUGGAUAAUCCUGGGAUCGGUGCUCAUUGGAGUGGCUGGAGUUGCACUUUAUCGAUACAAAUACUUCUAAAAUACGGAAAAAUGGAAUAAUUCUCUGCUCCUUAUCCCUACCUUUUUUUUACAAUCUACUUACACCUGAAUGAAAAAAAAAACCAACACUCUGAAAUUAUUAUUUUUAAGUGGACUUUCCUGAUCCUAAAUUGAAGAUCAAAAUGAGCAUUUUUGGGAGCUUAGAAAGGAUCAUUUUGCAAAAUGUAAAAGUGCUUUUAUGGUGAAUUGUUUUCUCGUUUAUCUUUUCUGCCUGAUUAUUCUUCAUUCCACAAUGCGUAAUGCAUUUAGAUGAUGGUAGAGGAAAUGUAAAUAUACUAUUUAAUCGAAAUAUACCAGUGGAAUUAUUUACAA
Lutzomyia longipalpis is the source of this 1859-nucleotide messenger RNA. Its product is annotated as peptidyl-prolyl cis-trans isomerase FKBP8. The coding region runs from base 409 to 1527 and encodes 372 amino acids. The record is from RefSeq and is a predicted model, not a curated record. The transcript is spliced from 5 exons. Gene Ontology annotation, molecular function: protein binding; peptidyl-prolyl cis-trans isomerase activity. NCBI's taxonomy places the organism in Eukaryota, Metazoa, Arthropoda, Insecta, Diptera, Psychodidae.